This is a messenger RNA of Pipistrellus kuhlii (Kuhl's pipistrelle), 3002 nucleotides long. RefSeq names its product aarF domain containing kinase 2 (gene ADCK2). The coding region runs from base 573 to 2447 and encodes 624 amino acids. Gene Ontology annotation, cellular component: mitochondrion. The record is from RefSeq and is a predicted model, not a curated record. The transcript has 8 exons. NCBI's taxonomy places the organism in Eukaryota, Metazoa, Chordata, Mammalia, Chiroptera, Vespertilionidae.
ACCCCGACCCGACUCCACCCCCUCCAGCCCCUCCGCAUUCCAGCUCCGGGCGGGCGCCGGUCCACGCGGGCGGCCUCGUGCGGGCCGUGGCUCGCCGGGUGCCUGCGGCCGCCGGUUCUGUCCUCCCCUUCGCGGCAGCGGCUGGCCCUGGGCCAGGCUGUGUGUCUGGCUUGGCCCCUCCGGUGCUCACAGUGGGUCACGUUCUGAAAGCCCCGUAGGCACAGCCCGUCUGAGCGGAGGCCUCCAGCGGCCUCAGGCUUGGGGCCAAGGGCCGGUGCUCGGAGGGAGGGAACAGGGCGUGGGGCCGGGUGGGACCGAUGCGCCCUCCCCUCCGGUGGCUCCUGCGGCUCCUGCGGCUAAGGCCCCGCAGCGCUGUGCGGCCUCUGGGGCGGUGCGGCCCGGCCCCCGCCGGAUUAGGAGCUGGGCUGGGCUUAGACUGCACAUGAGCUUCGUGGGACCUGGCUGCUGCUGCCCCACAUUUAAGUGGAAUGCUCAGCUGUGGUCCCGACUCGUGUCAGCCUGGUGAACAUAGGUAGGUGCCCUUUAAGCUGAGGGCAGGCAGCUGGGAGAGGAUGGUGACUCCCUGGCGCUUCUCUGUCAGGCUCUGCUUGUCACACCUAAGGGGUUUUGAGCUCCGAAAGGGAUUCAGUCUUUUCAGACCCUCCAGACGGAAUUCCAGACUAUGCUGGCUUCUGCUUGGCACUUUGCCCAAAUUUGUCUCUGUCCGUGGGGACAUUGGCGACGGGGCCCCUGAGCCCUUGGGUCGGCGAAGGGCCAGCUGGGUUGAACUGGCGGAAAAUGGGCCGCUGGAAAGAGUGCCCCACGAGGGGCGGCUCGGCUGCCUCCUCCUGUACCUCCGGAUUGGGCUCCGCGCUGGGGCUCUCCUGGUGAAAUUCUUCCCCCUCCUUCUACUCUACCCUCUCACCUACCUGGCUCCCAGCAUCUCCAGCCUCUGGCUCUUCCUGCUUCUGAAAGCCACCGAGACGUCAGGCCCGACGUACAUCAAACUGGGCCAGUGGGCCAGCACCCGGCGAGACCUUUUCUCAGAGGCGUUCUGUGCCCAGUUCUCCAAGCUGCAUGUCCGGGUGACCCCACACCCUUGGAGUCACACGGAGCACACCCUGCAGCAGGCCUUUGGGGAGGACUGGGGGAAGGUCCUGUGCUUUGAGAAGCAGGAACCUGUGGGUUCAGGCUGCGUCGCCCAAGUGUACAAAGCGCGUGCCAAUCCUGUCUUCCUGGAGAACGACAGCAUCCAGAGACUCGCCCAGGCCUCCAGGCUGCGGCCUUGCUCAGAAGCUGGGGCACUGGAGGGGCCGAGAGCACUCUUUGGACACCUGGAGAAGGAAUGGAGAUCUCAAGGAAGUCUUGCUGACCAGUCAUUUCUAGAAAGACUGCUUCUCCCUAAAGCCGACCUGGCUGGAUCGGACUCAGUGGUGUCUCAGGCUUUGGCGCCUGCCCACCUAUCUGAACCACAUCACCUCAUCCCCGUGGCAGUGAAAGUAUUGCACCCUGGCCUGCUCUCUCAGGUGAAAAUGGACCUGCUGCUGAUGAAGAUGGGCAGCCAAGUCCUUACACUUUUGCCAGGAAUCAAGUGGCUUAGCUUGCCUGAGAUAGUGGAGGAAUUUGAGAAGCUCAUGGUCCAACAGAUCGACCUGCGUUACGAAGCUCGGAAUCUCGAGCACUUCCAGUCCAACUUCCUGAACGUGAAGUCUGUCAGGUUCCCCACCCCUCUGCAUCCCUUUGUCACCAGGGAUGUUUUGGUGGAAACAUAUGAAGAGAGCGUGCCCGUGUCCAGUUACCAGCAGGCAGGGAUUCCCGUGGACUUGAAGAGGAAGAUUGCUCGGCUGGGGAUCGACAUGCUCCUGAAGAUGAUAUUUGUGGACAACUUUAUCCAUGCGGACCUCCACCCUGGGAACAUCCUGGUCCAGGGUGCCGAUGCUCUUUCCCAGAGCCAGGAGGCACGGCUGCAGCAGGUGGAUGCCUGUGACACACUGUUGGUGUCCAUGACGCCUGCCCGGUGCCCCCUGCGCCUGGUGCUCCUGGAUGCUGGUAUUGUGGCUGAGCUGCGAGCUGCUGACCUGAGGAACUUCCACGCAGUUUUCAUGGCCGUAGCGAUGGGGCAGGGCCAAAGAGUGGCCGAGCUCAUCCUGCAUCACGCUCGGGCCAGUGAGUGCAAGGACGUGGAGCGAUUCAAGGCGGAGAUGGCCACACUAGUAACGCAGGCCAGGAAGAACACUAUCACCCUGGAAAAGCUCCAAGUUUCCAGCCUUCUCUCGAAUGUCUUUAGGUUACUGAUGACUCACAAGGUAAAGCUUGAGAGCAACUUCGCCUCCAUUGUGUUUGCCAUCAUGGUGCUCGAGGGGCUUGGUCGCUCACUGGACCCCAAACUGGACAUCCUGGAGGCAGCCAUGCCCUUCCUGAUGAAAGGGCCAGUGUCUUCCUUCUGACUGGCAGUGGCAAAACGCAAGCGUGCAGUGGGCCUUCCUCUCGGAACUGAAGGCUCCUCUCAGCAGCCUCUCCUGGGGCAGUGAGAACUUACAAAUUGGGAUGUGGUGGAGGGAAUGCAUUGCUUUUCUCUCUGAUUUGGCUUUAGGCAUCUGUUUAAAUGGUUUUGUGCUAUUUGGGGAAGUAAAGGGAGGGGAGAUUCCUAUCUAUUCAGUUGUAGGAGCUGGACCUGAUGGGAGACUAUUUCAAGGAAAAGGACGAAUAAACUCGUUAUUUUUUCUUCUUUUUCUCUCUUCUUAACUCUGUAAUCCCUCAUCAGGUAUGUCUAUCUGGCCUUUGAUAAUUAAGUUAGAAAAUGUCAUACUAUCUUGUAUAGAUCCAUGGCUUCCAAUUUUUAAAUGUACCCUUAUUGGUAAAAAGUUGAAUAUAUUUCUGUACACAUACAUAUAUAUUUAUAUAUUAUAUGCAGGUGACAAUGUACACUGACAAACAUCUGGAGGUACAAUGUACACUUAGGGCAAAUUUCACUGUAUUUCAAAUGAUCUUCUUUAUACUUU